AUGGCUUUCAAUGCAAAUGUCGCCCUGAACUUUUGGCCCAAUGAGCAUCAGUAUCCACCUUACCAACACCACCACCAACAAUUACAACAACAACAACAACAACAACAACAACAACAACAACAACAACAACUGCAGCAUGGACACCCAGGUCAACCAUCAUCUUCAUCUUCAGUGUCAAUACCAUCAGCAGAUGGUAAUAAUCCUCAAAACUAUGAUGAUUUUAAUGAACUAAACCAUAGAAAUGUCAAGUUGUUCAACUCUCAAACACAGCCACAACAACAUCACCAACAACAACAGCAGCAACAGGAACCAUCUCAAUCAGAGUUUGAUGCUACAUUUGCUCAGUUUGGAUAUCCUUCUGUAAACCAAGAUUUCUCUUCUCAACAGCCAGACUUUGAUGCUCGCGAGUCAAGUUUGUUUGAUUACCAAAGAGAUGGCCAGAUAUCUUUUCCACACCCUACUGAAACUAAUGACCAGGGAUACCCUAUUGUUGAUUUAGGGCAAUUUUCAGCAUCUUCAGAUUCCUCAUCGCCACUUAAUAUCGGCACCAAUCAAAAUUUAUUAACUCCAAGGCUAUCGGAAAAUUCUGGCAACUAUGAAGUAAAGGCAAAGAAAGAACCGUUGCAACUGCAUCAAGAGUUGCAAGAAUCGCAAUCACAACCUCAGUCACAAUUAAAGCAACAGCAACAACAAAUACAACAACAACAACAACAAAUACAACAACAACAACAACAACAACAGCGUAAACCCAAUAUACCAGCUUCUUCUUCGUCUCAAAAAUCCAAGAAGCAAUUGUUGGAUGAACAAGAUGCUAUAUUAAUAGCCAGGGAUGAUUCCGAGUUGACAGAAGAAGAAUUACAAAUGAAGAGAAAAGCUCAGAAUAGGGCAGCACAAAGAGCAUUUAGAGAACGUAAAGAAUUUAAACUCAAAGAACUCGAAGCAAAGUUGUUGGAAAGUGAAGAAGAACGACUCAAGCUACGCGAGGAAUUGGAAAUUAUUAGAAAGCAAAACCUUUCAAUAUUCACUGAAAAUGAACUCUUGAAAUACUCAGAUAACCCUGGAGCAAUAAUGAAUCAUCUUGCAUCAGCCAAUCAUAAGCAAAAUUAUAAUUAUAAUGACAAUGAUACUAAUAAUAAUAGUAAUAGCAACAAUAGUUUAAAUACAAACGCCUCGCAAACAAAUGCUACUACUUUCCAUUUCCCACAAAACCAAGCAGAGUUUAUAACCCAGCUUACACAGGGCACAUCUCAUUUCAUAAAUACAAAGACAGUUGAUAAAGUAUACGAUGAUACCGAGGGAAAGAAGCUAUUAGCCAUUGGUGCCGUAUGGGAUUAUUUACAAAUCAAAGCUGAAGAAGCCAAUCUUGACUCAAACUCGAUAGAUUUUAACGAAGUGAUGAACAGAUUGAAAGGGCACGAAAAAUGUCAUGGUUAUGGACCUGCAUAUACUUUGGAGAGGGUUAAUCAGGCGAUUCAAGAAAGUAUGGAGUACAUGGACUGA
Molecule: messenger RNA, 1500 nt
Organism: Lodderomyces elongisporus
Lineage: Eukaryota; Fungi; Ascomycota; Pichiomycetes; Serinales; Debaryomycetaceae
Gene: FCR3
Product: Fcr3p
Exons: 1
Coding region: 1-1500 (499 amino acids)
Biological process (GO): regulation of DNA-templated transcription
Cellular component (GO): RNA polymerase II transcription regulator complex
Molecular function (GO): transcription cis-regulatory region binding; DNA-binding transcription activator activity, RNA polymerase II-specific
Source: RefSeq, a predicted model, not a curated record